This is a messenger RNA of Vitrella brassicaformis, 2093 nucleotides long. The record is from the annotation of a GenBank genome assembly. NCBI's taxonomy places the organism in Eukaryota, Vitrellaceae.
UCGCCAUUUCAUCAAGUCGACGUACACGCAUCGCAUCUCAUCGCAUCCGUUAGUUACGCCAUGGCCAUGGAGGCCCGGCCAUGCACAUCUGUCUGUCUGAGGGAUGGAUGGAGCAUCUCCCCACCCACCCACACCACACCACAUCUACACAACCUUACACCGCCACCCCAUUCCCCGUCUUAAUUACGCCUCACACCCAUACCCACCAGCAAAGGAUGGAUGGAAUCAAUGAAUGACUUACCGUACGGACCGUCACACACAACCCACCCCACCCUCCACACACAUCGCAUCGCAUCGCGGCACCGAGGCAUCGCAUCCAUCCAUCAGCCACAUAACAUGCGACAAGGAAGUAGGAGGAAUUAGUAAUUACUGGCUGGCAGGCAGGCAGGCUACAUGAGGGAGGGGCCGGCCCGGCAUCCUUCUUUCAGACGCAUAGAUAGAUAGAUAGAUACAGAUAGAUAGAUACUUGGCGACAUGGAUGCGAUGCGCGUGUGAAUGGAAUGCACCGACACACAACCGACCGACCGACCAACAGCACCAUAACAUGCAGGGCACAUCUACACGGGAGAGGGGUGGGGGGAGGGAGGGAGGGAGGGGGACGUACUGGACCGACCGACAGGUUGGCCCUUGUCUGUCUCGUGAUCAUAGUCGAUCGGAUCGAUCAUAUCAGUUUCUUGGAUUUUGUCCGCUCCUCUUUCUGUUUCUUCCUCAGCGACUUGGAGCUCUCCUUCUUCUCCUAACGAGGGAGGCCAUCACCACACACACAAACACACACACACACACACACACACAGAGUGGGUGGGGUGUGAAUAGUAGGCACGUCCGCUGUGACUGACCUUUUUGUCUUCCUGCAUGAGCUUGCGUAGAGCGAAGAUGGCCGCCCCAAAGAACACACUCACCACUAUUGCGACUGACAUAAAAAAGCGACCCACACACAGAUGGAUGGAUGGACAGAGAGGAAGGACGCGGGAGCUUGUGUACAUGACAUGUCCAUGUUGGACGUGCCUGCCUCCGUGCCUUCCUUCCCUUCCCCCAUCACUCACUGUAGAGGAUCUUGACGCCCGAGCUCAUCCGCAUGUCCCACCCACCUAUCGCCGGACCAGCGCCCGCCGACUGAUUCGCCUACACACACACCAAACCCAACCCACGAUUGCAAUGCACACGUAGGUAUUGUUGCACCCCACCUACCCUACCUGGUCAGCUUCGAUGACCCUGCCGAGCAUGGCCAUCUGCCUCUUGCUGAGCGAGAAUGGCGUGCCAUCCCUGUGGUGGAUGAUCUCCUUGUCGACCUGCUCGGGGGUCAUGGUGGGCGGCUUGUGCUUGAUCAUCUCGAUGUGCUGGUCGUUGAUGUUGAAGUAACAAAAGGUCAGGUGGCGGUGCACAAUCAGGUUGAUGGCCUCGCCCUCUGACAGCCGGUUGCGGGUUUGCGGCUGGCUGAGGAUCUCCUGCACCAUCCGCUGCAGCAGCUCCUGGCUGCGCCCCACCCACCCCCGCACCAGGUCCACACACAUCUGACGAAAAGGAAGGAGGCAAGCAAGGAAGGAAGAAUGCAAUGCAUCACGAUGAUGCCACCCAUGGUGACUGUCUGUCUGUCUGUCUGUCUGUGUGUUCGCUGAGCUCCUACUGACCUUCAUUCUCUCCAUCCUUUGAGGUUCAGAGAGACUGGCGUCCAUAGCGUCGGCAGCGGCCUCCUCGAGCUGGUCUGCCUCUUCUUCUUGCUUUGCUUGCUCUUCUGGCACAUCCUCCAGCUCUGCUGUGUCGAGAUCUGCGAUAUCCACAUCAUCCUCACCCCGCAGAGGCACCAACGAAAUCGCCAGCAAAGCAACAAGCAAGAUGGGAACCCAACGCAUCUUCGGGAAAGGGAUGCCUCUCCUCUCACCCUCUGCACCCUCGAUGACUCAUUGCGAGCUGGAUCGCUUGAGGCAAGCCCAGCGUAGCCUGUAGCCUGGCGUGACGUGCACACGCAGCGGCGACAGCAUGACGACAAACACUUGAGUCCUAUCAACAGACGCUCACGAAUACUGACUGACCGAGUCGAGAUGAGCUGGGCCCAGAAUCUCACCCGCAAGGGGGGUUUUUGGAAAGACGCCCAU